AUGCCGUGGGCUGCACUAGCCCUGCGCACGCGCCUCGAGACCAUCCCGCGCUAUUCCCUUAACCCCGCCUCUAGCCCGUCGCCGCCAUUUUUUCAGAGACUUUCAUCCGGCAACGGACGGGGCCUUUUUUUCUUAAAGGAGAAGCGGCAACUCAAAUUAAUUUACCCCUUCUCCCCUCAGGAGCUGGCGGCGCUGGGGACAGGAAGGCCAGAGCAGGAAGCUGCGGCCGCCGCCGCCGCCGCUGUGUCCCGCCGGAGGAAGGCCGAGUAUCCCCGCCGGCGGAGGAGCAGCCCCAGCCACAGGCCUCCCGACGCCCCCGGGCAGCAGCUCGCGGCCGCGAAGCCCCCGUCUCCUGCUCAGGGCAAGAAGAGUCCGCGACUCCAGUGCGUAGAAAAAAUAGCAACUGAUAAAGAUCCCAAGGAAGAGAAAGAAGAUGAUUCUGUCCUCCCUCAGGAAGUUUCCAUUUCUGCAACGAGACCUAGCCGGGGCUGGCGCAGUAGUAGCAGGACAUCUAUCUCUCGCCUUCGAGACACUGAGAAUACUCGCAGCUCUAGGUCCAAGACUGGUUCGUUGCAACUUGUCUGCAAGUCAGAACCAAUUACAGAUCAGCUUGAUUAUGACGUUCCAGAAGAACAUCAGUCUCCCGGUGGCGUUAGUAGUGAUGAGGAAGAGGAGGAGGAAGAAGAGAUGUUAGUCAGUGAAGAGGAAAUACCAUUCAAAGAUGAUCCAAGAGAUGAGACCUACAAGCCUCACCUUGAAAGGGAAACCCCAAAGCCACGGAGAAAAUCAGGGAAGGUGAAAGAAGAGAAAGAAAAGAAAGAAAUUAAAGUGGAAGUAGAAGUAGAGGUGAAAGAAGAAGAGAAUGAAAUUAGGGAAGAUGAGGAGCCUCCUAGGAAGAGAGGGAGAAGGAGAAAAGAUGACAAAAGUCCACGGUUACCCAAAAGGAGAAAAAAACCUCCAAUCCAAUAUGUCCGUUGUGAGAUGGAAGGAUGUGGGACUGUUCUUGCUCACCCUCGCUAUUUGCAGCACCACAUUAAAUACCAGCAUUUGCUGAAAAAAAAAUAUGUAUGUCCCCAUCCCUCCUGUGGACGACUCUUCAGGCUCCAGAAACAACUUCUGCGACAUGCCAAACAUCAUACAGAUCAGAGGGAUUAUAUCUGUGAAUAUUGUGCUCGGGCCUUCAAGAGUUCCCACAAUCUGGCAGUACACCGGAUGAUUCACACGGGCGAGAAGCCAUUACAAUGUGAGAUCUGUGGAUUUACUUGUCGACAAAAGGCAUCCCUUAAUUGGCACAUGAAGAAACAUGAUGCAGACUCCUUCUACCAAUUUUCUUGCAAUAUCUGUGGCAAAAAAUUUGAGAAGAAGGACAGCGUAGUGGCACACAAAGCAAAAAGCCACCCUGAGGUGCUGAUUGCAGAAGCUCUGGCAGCCAAUGCAGGCGCCCUCAUCACCAGCACAGAUAUCUUGGGCACUAACCCAGAGCCCCUGACACAACCUGCAGAUGCUCAGGGGCUUCCUCUUCUUCCUGAGCCCUUGGGAAACUCAACAUCUGGAGAGUGCCUACUGCUAGAAGCUGAAGGGAUGUCUAAGUCAUACUGCAGUGGGACAGAACGGGUGAGCCUUAUGGCUGACGGAAAGAUCUUUGUGGGCAGCGGCAGCAGUGGGGGCACUGAAGGGCUGGACAUGAACUCGGAUAUACUCGGUGCUACCACAGAGGUUCUGAUUGAAGAUUCAGACUCUGCUGAACCUUAGUGCAAAGGAAGACUUUGGGCACUGGGACAGUGCAGACUUUGUAUUUAAAAGAUAAAAAGGACAAAAAAAAAAAUUUAAAGCAUUUAAAAUCUAGUAAAAUAACUGAAGGGCCUGCUCUUUGCAUUGUGGAUCACAGACACACACACACACACACACACACACACACACACACACACACACACACACACACACAGACUCUCUGUCGUCCCCCCCACACACACACAUACACUUCUCCUUCUCUCUCCCUCCACCCCUUCCCCUGAACUCCCCUCACUCAUCCUUAAAACAUUGAUGUUGCCUUUACCAGAAAGGUCAUUGAAAAAGCAGCAGCAUACUUGGUUCCAGCCAACAGCUGACUUCCUGCUCAUCGGCAGAUCUCCUUUUCCCAACCUAUAACUGAUGUGCUCUGGAUCAGCUUUUAACUCAUAAUAAUAUAUUACUGUCAUUUAAAUCUUUUCUCCUCUACUGCUGCCCUAUGGCUCUGGCUUCUCAAUGCAACAACCAACACUUAUCAAAUAUUAUAUAAUUCUAUUUUCUGGAGGCUGGCAGCUUGACUUGGCACUUUAGGGCCCCUUAGCAGGAUGCUGUUAAAACAGCACAUAUCUCUCACCCCUCUUCCAUUAUUUACUGGGUUUGGGGAAGGAAGGAUACAUGGGGACCACCUCCCUCCCCUUCAGUGGAUCCCAGCACCUCAGUCCCCCCCCCCUCCCAAACCUCCAUAUGGCUCUUAAUGGUGCUCACUUGCUUGGAAGCAGGCUCCCAAGAGAGAGGGGACUGCCCUAUGUACGUACAGUCUUCUGUAAGGCUGUAAGACAGGGCUCUAUGUCAGUGAGAAAAGUCCCAGGCUAAUGGCAGAAAUUUGCACUUUGAACAUGUGUGUUUUUUGUGUUGUGGAACCUGAGAUUCCUUAUUUAUUAAUGGAAAGUCUGAUUUUUGGGGGGGAGGGUCUUUGUUGCUAUGUUUUGUGGGGCUGGGAGAGUAGAUUAUUCUGACAUGGGAUCCUUCCUACAAGAGGUACUUUGAAGGCAAGGCUUAGAGUUAAAGAAGCACAGCCAGCCUCUAAAAUCAUAGUUUUCCAGUGGCCUUUAAAGAAAGCUGGUCCUCAGCACUAACAGAAUCACUACAGUAGCCUAGUGCUUUUUUGGAAGCCUUAGGGAAGGUUGAUAGGUUUGUGGUAACUAGUGUGCUCUUUGAGAUACAAGGAUUUGAGGGGAUGAGGAAUGUUGUUCAAGGUCUGAAUCACACUUAAAAGAUUUUUUUCUUCUGUGAUUUUAUUUUCUCUUUUUGUCCUUACCAUUCAUUUCUUUGCAUUUAUCUCCCUGCUGACCUAAUUGGCUCUUUGUUUUGAUUUCGGUUUUGGUUUUGUCAUUGGUCAUUCCAGCUCUCCCUUAGUGGAAGACCAGACCCUGUCAUUCAUGAAGGAACAAAAUUAAGAGUCCUAGAGUAUUGGUUCAGAGAAAACUGUUGUGUCUUGUUUCCCCUAUAGAAAAGACAAAGUUUGAAUAGACAUAAACAAAGGUGGAAACCUGUGUGAUAAUGUCUUUGGCUUUCCCCGAAUUAUCUAUUUUUCUUGGAGUAGGAAUUUUAAUGCAUUGUGGAUUAUUAAUAUCAUUGGGAGAUGCAGAUCGUGUUUUUACAUGCUUAUACCUCUCAGAAGACUAAAACCCUAAUUCAGCUUCCCUUUUUUUGAGAAUUAGAAGUGCAGUUCCUCCCUGUGUGCUUCAGAAUCUGCCAUUGAAGACCUGGCCGGUUGUCAGAAAUACAUGAUGACUGUUGGGAAAAUUAAGAGUCUGACUGAGAACAAAAUAAGGAACAGCUUGUUUUUCACAAACACUAAAACUAUGGAGUUUAUCAAAUUUUCUCUGUUUAAUUUUUUCUCAAAAAAUGUCAUCUCUGAAAGACACUUACUGUACACCCACCAAUGUCACUGGUUGGGAUGCCAGGGAGGAGGGAGGAAGACACCUACAGGAACAAUCUUAAACACAUUAUUGUUUUCUCUAGAGUGUUGCAGACUUUGCCAUCCCUUCCAUGUGAGGGAAGAGAAGGCAUGAAGACAGGCUGUCCUACCCCACAGAGUUUGACUUUGGUACAUUGGUUUGAAAUGUAUAUUGACUUGGUACAUUGGUACACAGAUUUGAAAAUACUGUAAGAGUAAUUAUAAAUGGAACUGCAACAAAGUUGCUCUACUUGAUACUGUUUCUCUAGCUAAUAUCUGUAUCCUACACUUACCCUUUGUUUUUCACAUUUAGACUGUCUCCAUAAAUUUCACUUAGAGUGGUUACUCAUCCAUCAGAUAUAGCCACCCACAGGAAAGCAGACUGCAUUGUAAACAUCUCUUCUUUCUGGGAUGGGGAGAAAUAUGUUCUUUUCUGUACCUCACUCCCCUCCCCAGGAAAGCAACUAGUUAUAAUAAUUAGAAACUUUCAGUCCUCUCAUUUGGGGGACGGGGUGUAAAGGGGGCUCGGUCAUCUUCAUAGCUACCAUUUGCUGACAAUAAAUUAUUGUAGCAGUUUGCAAUAAAUUUUAAGAUAUUUUUCAUGAACUUUUUUUUCUUUUGAGAAUAAGUGCUUGCAUAGUAAAAGUAUAUGAGCAAACUAAGCACCAUUCCCAUUUUCUUUCUUCCCAUGCCACUUGUUGAAUUGUCCUUUAAGGGGUCUUUUUAAUCUUAAAAAAAAUGAUAACUAUUUCAUACUCAUAUCUUACUAUCUUUUAAAUAACUAGUCAUACCUUCAUUUUCAUUUGGCAAGUCUAAAUUUUAUGGAUAUAGUUGUGAUAAUUACUCGGUAUUUCUGGGAGUUAUGUAUACUCCUUGCUUGGGUUGCUGGUGUAUUUUACAUAAUUAGACCCUAAUACAUUUUACAGGAUUUAGUCAGACACUGACUGGGAGUCCUGGAGAUGAGCAUGCAAAACAUCAUUAUAGAGCACUUGGACCUCCCUUACACCUGUUUGGAGGAAGAAUGUGAACCCAACCACCAACCUAAGUGAGGUUUUACAGCCUCACUGCAGACCAGUUUUGCUCCUGUCCUUCCAAUUUUCCAUAUAUUCAAGAAAAUCAGAACAUUGUAAUGGGGCAGUUGUAUUUCCUAAAAUCUUUUUUGCCUGUUUAAAUGUGCAGGACCCUUUUCCUGUGAUGAGAGAUAGGUGGUUACUUGAUUUAGGUUUAAAAGUUAUGUAAAAAAAAAAAAAAUUAUAAUAAAAGGGAUACUUUGCUUUUAAAA
This is a messenger RNA of Peromyscus maniculatus bairdii (prairie deer mouse), 4970 nucleotides long. It is a transcript of the gene Zfp91, whose product is annotated as ZFP91 zinc finger protein, atypical E3 ubiquitin ligase. The record is from RefSeq and is a predicted model, not a curated record. Gene Ontology annotation, cellular component: nucleus. Gene Ontology annotation, biological process: regulation of transcription by RNA polymerase II. Lineage: Eukaryota; Metazoa; Chordata; Mammalia; Rodentia; Cricetidae.